AUGAGUUACUACGACGGUGGAUAUGGGGGUGGAGCAGGAUACAUGAAUGACUCUCAGGGUGGAACUCAAGCAACUCCUGGCAGGUCCGCAGCCAAGAACACCCUCCGUCCGGUCACUAUCAAACAGAUUCUAGACGCCCAGACCCCCCACGAUGAUAACACGUUCGUAAUUGACGAUGUUGAGAUUGGUCAUGUCACAUUUGUCGCACAAAUCCUCAGUAUCUCCGACCAAGAAACAAAUUCGACCUACAAAAUGGAGGACGGAACGGGCAGUAUUGAGGUCAAGUUUUUCAGGGGUGAGAGGAAUUCAAUGGUGGAUGAUGAUGGCGAAAACGAGAGUAGUCGCGAAGCCGGCCUGCAAAUCAACACCUAUGCAAGGGUAUUGGGGAGUAUCAAGCAAUUCAACAACAAAAGAAACAUCACGACACAUAGCGUAAAACCCGUUACAGAUUUCAAUGAGGUCCAAUGUCAUUUCUUGGAGGUUACGGCUGUACAUCUGCAUUUUACACGAGGGCCACCUGAGUCUCAGCAGGGAAGAAGCGCAGGUGGCGGCGGGGCGUACCAGCAUGGAGGUGCCGGUUCAUACGGAGAGGAUACUGCUAUGGGGGGCACAGGUGCUGCCGGUGCAGUUUCGGGUGGGACCAUGUUGCCGCCAGGGAUCUCAGCGAAUGCUCGGAAGAUUUACGCACAUCUCAAGAAUCGCCACGAUAGUAGUGAGGGUAUGCAUGUCGCGAUGAUUGCGCAGACGACUGGGAUAUCGAUGGGAGAGACGUAUAAGGCUGUUGAUGAGCUACUCACGAAUGGUGUUUGCUUUACUACUAUGGAUGACGAACAUAUCGCUUGUAUGGAUUUCUAG
This is a messenger RNA of Orbilia oligospora ATCC 24927, 855 nucleotides long. RefSeq lists its product as uncharacterized. The record is from RefSeq and is a predicted model, not a curated record. Gene Ontology annotation, molecular function: DNA binding. NCBI's taxonomy places the organism in Eukaryota, Fungi, Ascomycota, Orbiliomycetes, Orbiliales, Orbiliaceae. Gene Ontology annotation, biological process: double-strand break repair via homologous recombination; nucleotide-excision repair; DNA replication. Bases 1 to 855 code for a protein of 284 amino acids. The transcript is spliced from 4 exons. Gene Ontology annotation, cellular component: nucleus; site of double-strand break; DNA replication factor A complex.